UAGAGAUAAAAGCAAAACCCUAGAAGGAGGAAGGGAAGCCGCUAGGUACUAGUUGAAGCAGCGGGGAGAAACAAGCUCCUUUAAAACCUCAUUGUUCCAGAUCGAGAUGAGACCUCUGGACGAGAAGGAGACGACCUCGGUCUUCGAGAAGCUCUUCAAGUUUACCGGCAACAACCUCAAGAGCAUCGUCGAGAACCCCUCUCACGAGGGCCCCGAAUCCAAUCCCGGCCGCUACUGCUUCCGCCUCCACAAGAACAAGGUCUACUAUGUCAGCGACUCCCUCGUCAAGCGCGCCACUAACGUCGCUCGCACUCAACUCGUUUCCCUCGGCACUUGCAUCGGCAAAUUCACCCACGGCGGCAGCUUCCACCUCACCGUUCAGUCUUUGAGUAUCCUUGCUCCAAAUGCCAAGCACAAAGUCUGGCUCAAACCCACCUCCGAGAUGUCGUUCCUGUACGGGAACCACGUUUUGAAAGGUGGGUUAGGGAGGAUUACCGAGAAUAUUGCGACCGGUGACGGCGUCGUGGUGUUCUCCAUGUCGGAUGUGCCUCUGGGUUUUGGGAUUGCCGCCAAGAGUACCCAAGAUUGUAGAAAGCUGGACCCAAAUGGGAUUGUGGUGCUGCACCAGGCGGAUAUUGGGGAGUAUUUGAGGAUGGAGGAUGAGCUUUGAGUUUUUGGGGGAGGACUUGCAGCUGAUUUGGGGUUUUUGGGAGGUUUUGGCGAAUGGAUCGGUGGUAUGUUGUGAUAUCUAAGGGUUCAUGUAAGUGGAUCUUAACUGAUUUUGGUUAAUACGAGGUCGAGUUAUGUGGAGUUUUGAUUAUCAUGUUGGAUGCCCUGGCGUAUGGUGUGUUGCUUGCGUUAUAAAUGUGGCUGAAUCACACUUGUGGCAGGUUUUGAUCGAGACUAACUUUUUUUUAUAAGUCGAUCAAAACUAACUUAAAAGUUCGCUUAGGCUUUUGAAUAUGCUAGUAGUUUAUAGUUGAUUUCGGGAGGCUGAAUGUCUCUGUUUGUGCUUCUUAAUGGUGUAAAUGUGACGAAAUUUCAACUUAUAUAUGCAUCUUCUUUUCUUUA
This is a messenger RNA of Juglans microcarpa x Juglans regia, 1071 nucleotides long. Its product is annotated as 60S ribosome subunit biogenesis protein NIP7 homolog. Bases 107 to 670 code for a protein of 187 amino acids. Gene Ontology annotation, cellular component: nucleus; nucleolus; preribosome, large subunit precursor. The record is from RefSeq and is a predicted model, not a curated record. Lineage: Eukaryota; Viridiplantae; Streptophyta; Magnoliopsida; Fagales; Juglandaceae. Gene Ontology annotation, molecular function: RNA binding. The transcript has a single exon. Gene Ontology annotation, biological process: ribosome assembly; ribosomal large subunit biogenesis.